Molecule: messenger RNA, 1109 nt
Organism: Drosophila ficusphila
Lineage: Eukaryota; Metazoa; Arthropoda; Insecta; Diptera; Drosophilidae
Exons: 1
Coding region: 109-1029 (306 amino acids)
Cellular component (GO): cAMP-dependent protein kinase complex
Molecular function (GO): protein kinase A regulatory subunit binding
Source: RefSeq, a predicted model, not a curated record
AAGGCAUGGAAAAGUUGACUUAAAGCUUUAAUAAUUACACAGAAAUCCCAAACAGUAUCUUUGACUAAUAAACGGAUUCCUAAAUUUCGUUGUUACCAGUCCCCGAAAAUGGACCUUUUGUGCGCCGAUGGCUUCAGUUAUUAUGACAUCGCCGCCAGCUCGCACUAUAUGAAAACACCGGGCACACCCGGUGGCCAGGGCAUUGGACCAGGCACUGCGCUGCCCAUAACAAACAUUCCCAGCGUUUCCAGCUUCACCAAUCAGUGCAACAAGCCGGUCUGCGACGAUGCGGAUAUGCAGUGCAUCGUUGAUCUGAUCGAAGGCACCAUCUGCGAAGCUCUGGCCAUAAUAGAGUCCGACCCGCGUGGACUGUUUUGCUACAAGUAUCCAAAACGUAGCAAAAUGUCCUCCAUCAGCUUGGCCUCUUCAGUUUUCAACGAAAUCGUAGUGGUCAACGGAGAAGACGACGCCUCGGCCUCGAUCACAAACCAUGCUAACUACACUGGUAUUCUCGGCACUUCGGCAGACUCGGCAUCGAGUGGUCUGGCGCGCAAGAUGCUGACCAUCGGCGAUUUUGAAUACUCCAACGCUAUUGCCGACAUUCGGGACUUUGUCAGUCGAUGGGAGCUGUCGCCUGACACAAAAUGUGUGGUUAUCAGCAAUCCGAUUCGCCACGAAGUUCCCAUCAAGGGAACUAUUCUUUUUGUAGACGCCCAUUUCUCACGGCCGACCCCACGCUGUCCCAAUCCACUAGCUGUUGCCAAGGUGCGAUUUAUCCUGACCGUGUCAAAGCUUCUUUUGCGACACUAUCCGGUGAUGAUCACCUACCGCUUUGAGGGCUACAACACCCUCUACUAUGGCCUGGGCGAACGCUGCCUCAACUCGUUCACUUUUCAGCGCUUCUAUAUCGACACUAUCUUGCACACCAAGCUGAGCUUCUUUGCUGCUAUUUCUGAGUGCCGCCACGGCACCGUCGAAAAGCCUAAGCAUAACGUCAGGUCCAAAAAUGUCAAGAAGCCCAACAAUUGAUUCAGCAUCCACCAUUAAAGGCUUGUUUUUUUCCCAAUAAACUUAUGUUUCCCAAUGUACUUACUGUAGUGCUUCCGAAA